Messenger RNA from Alligator sinensis (Chinese alligator), 1032 nucleotides. RefSeq names its product MACRO domain containing 1 (gene MACROD1). Gene Ontology annotation, cellular component: nucleoplasm. Bases 319 to 936 code for a protein of 205 amino acids. The record is from RefSeq and is a predicted model, not a curated record. Gene Ontology annotation, molecular function: ADP-ribosylglutamate-[protein] hydrolase activity. The transcript has 10 exons. Gene Ontology annotation, biological process: purine nucleoside metabolic process; peptidyl-glutamate ADP-deribosylation; DNA damage response. NCBI's taxonomy places the organism in Eukaryota, Metazoa, Chordata, Crocodylia, Alligatoridae.
CAGUGGCUCUGUUUGGCAUUCGGGCCCUGAGAGUGGCAGGGCAGGUGCUGGGGGGCUGGGUCGGGCGCCCCGGGGGGCUGGGGGCUCUUUGGAGGGGGGCAGUUCACUUGGGCAAUUGCUCUCUACCCCGGGGCGCGCUCCGGACCUGGGCGGGUGCCCCCCCACUGCACAUGGCGGCCAAAGUGGACCUCACCACUUCCACCGACUGGAAAGAGGCAAAAAGUAAAGUAUCUGAGUGGCCUGAGCCAGAAGCAGCGGCGGGAGCAUUACUUCACCAAGGACUUUCUCCCUCUGAAGAGCAUUGACACCUGGAAGAAGAUGGCUAAGAAUGUCCGCGUGAAGCAGCCUGAGGGGGCCAAGUUCCCCAAGGAUGCAGCCCUUAAUGAGAAGAUCUCGUUGCUGCGUCAUGACAUCACCAAGCUGGAGGUUGAUGCCAUCGUCAAUGCUGCCAACAGCACCCUGCUUGGCGGAGGUGGAGUGGACGGCUGCAUUCACCGAGCUGCCGGGGAGCUGCUGAAGGAAGAGUGUCGCUCGCUGAGCGGGUGCGAGACCGGCGAGGCCAAGAUCACGUGUGGCUACCGCCUGCCAGCGCUGUGGGUGAUCCACACUGUGGGACCUGUUUGCCAGGGUCCCCCCGGGCCCACACAGGAGGCCGCGCUGCGGAGCUGCUACAGUAACAGCCUGCACGUUGCGCAGGAUGCGCAGCUGCACUCUGUGGCCUUCCCCUGCAUCUCCACUGGGGUCUUCGGCUACCCCAGCGAGGCCGCAGCUGAGGUGGCACUGGGCACGCUACGGGAGUGGCUGCAGGAGCACAAGGACAAGGUGGAGCGCCUGGUGCUGUGCGUGUUCCUGGAGAAGGACGAGGCCAUUUACAAGGACAAGCUGCCGCUCUACUUCCCCGUUGGUGACUCCGUGGAUGCUGCUGCCCUGGACUGACUCCCCCCCACUCCCCCAUGUAUUUUGGGGCACAGGGCAUACCCCCCUGGCACUUUGCCCCUCCCCAGUGUUUGGCUAAUAAAGGAUUUGGUGCCA